Messenger RNA from Condylura cristata (star-nosed mole), 3629 nucleotides. RefSeq names its product calcium channel, voltage-dependent, beta 2 subunit (gene CACNB2). The record is from RefSeq and is a predicted model, not a curated record. Bases 22 to 1884 code for a protein of 620 amino acids. The transcript is spliced from 14 exons. Gene Ontology annotation, biological process: neuromuscular junction development; chemical synaptic transmission; regulation of voltage-gated calcium channel activity. Gene Ontology annotation, cellular component: voltage-gated calcium channel complex. NCBI's taxonomy places the organism in Eukaryota, Metazoa, Chordata, Mammalia, Eulipotyphla, Talpidae. Gene Ontology annotation, molecular function: protein binding; high voltage-gated calcium channel activity.
CUGGCAGCCGACUUUCCGCCGAUGGUCCGGAGCGAGAUGGCCAAGUCGCCUCCCACAGCGGCGGCGGCGGCGGCGCAGGAGCUCCAGAUGGAACUGCUGGAGAACGCGGCUCCCGCGGGGGCGCUCGGAGCGGCCGCACAGUCAUAUGGAAAAGGAGCUAGAAGGAAAAACCGAUUUAAAGGAUCCGAUGGGAGCACUUCAUCUGACACUACCUCAAAUAGUUUCGUUCGUCAGGGUUCGGCAGACUCCUACACCAGCCGUCCAUCCGAUUCAGAUGUUUCUUUGGAGGAAGAUCGGGAGGCGGUUCGCAGAGAAGCAGAGCGACAGGCCCAGGCCCAGCUGGGAAAAGCAAAGACAAAGCCUGUUGCAUUUGCAGUUCGGACAAAUGUCAGCUACAGUGCAGCCCAUGAAGAUGAUGUUCCUGUGCCAGGCAUGGCCAUCUCAUUUGAAGCAAAAGAUUUUCUGCAUGUUAAGGAAAAAUUUAACAAUGACUGGUGGAUAGGACGAUUGGUUAAGGAAGGCUGUGAAAUCGGAUUCAUUCCAAGCCCAGUCAAACUAGAAAAUAUGAGGCUACAGCAUGAACAGAGAGCCAAGCAAGGGAAAUUCUACUCCAGUAAAUCAGGAGGCAACUCAUCAUCUAGUUUGGGUGACAUAGUACCUAGUUCCAGAAAAUCUACACCUCCAUCAUCUGCUAAGCAGAAGCAGAAAUCGACAGAGCACACACCUCCUUAUGAUGUGGUACCUUCCAUGCGGCCAGUGGUCCUGGUGGGCCCUUCCCUGAAGGGCUAUGAGGUCACAGAUAUGAUGCAGAAAGCACUGUUUGAUUUUUUAAAACACAGAUUCGAAGGACGGAUAUCCAUCACAAGGGUCACGGCUGACAUUUCACUCGCCAAACGCUCAGUGUUAAACAAUCCCAGUAAGCACGCAAUAAUAGAAAGAUCCAACACAAGGUCGAGCUUGGCUGAAGUUCAGAGUGAAAUUGAAAGGAUUUUUGAACUUGCAAGAACACUGCAAUUGGUUGUCCUCGAUGCGGAUACUAUUAAUCAUCCAGCUCAACUUAGCAAAACUUCUUUGGCCCCGAUUAUAGUAUAUGUAAAGAUCUCUUCUCCUAAGGUUUUACAAAGGUUAAUAAAAUCUCGAGGGAAAUCUCAAGCUAAACACCUCAAUGUCCAGAUGGUCGCAGCUGAUAAACUGGCUCAGUGUCCUCCAGAGUUGUUUGAUGUGAUCCUGGAUGAGAACCAGCUUGAAGAUGCUUGUGAGCACCUAGCUGACUACCUAGAGGCCUACUGGAAGGCCACCCACCCUCCCAGCAACCUUCCCAACCCUCUUCUCAGCCGUACUUUAGCCACUUCAACUCUGCCGAUUAGCCCUACGCUAGCCUCUAAUUCACUGGGUUCUCGAGGUGACCAGCGGACUGAUCGCUGUGCCCCAGCCCGUUCUGCUUCCCAAGUUGAAGAAGAGCCCUGCCUGGAACCAGUUAAGCGAACCCAUCACCGUGCUUCCUCCUCUCAGCACCACAACCACCGCAGCGGUACAAGUCGAGGUCUCUCCAGGCAAGAGACAUUUGACUCAGAAACGCAGGAGAGUCGAGACUCUGCCUAUGUGGAGCCAAAGGAAGAUUACUCCCAUGAACAUGUGGACCACUAUGUCCCACACCGUGACCACAACCACAGAGAGGACACCCAUGGGAGCAGCGAGCACAGGCACAGGGAGUCUCGGCACCGUUCCAGGGACGUGGAUCGAGAGCAGGACCACAACGAGUGCAACAAACAACGAAGCCGGCAUAAAUCCAAGGAUCGCUAUUAUGACAAGGAUGGAGAAGGAUUAUCUAAAAAACGGAAUGAGCCUGGGGAGUGGAACAGGGAUGUUUACAUCCGCCCGUGACUUAACACUUUUGUGUGCUUUUCUUUUUUUUUUUUUUUUUAAGUCUUGUGUAACAGCACCCUCAGACAUUCUUUGAGGUCUACAUUGCAAAUCAUGUGAUCUGUCUUGUAUAUGUUGUAUUGCUGUUGCUUGAAUAGCAAUAGCAUGAGAUAGAGUAUUAACAUUUUUUCUUUUGUAUGUGUUCUAUAAAUCGCCUGGUACAGCUGCAGUCCUCCAAUUGUAUACUGGACUUUCCAAAAACUAUUUGGGGUAGUUGCCACUUGAACAAAACCUGUUGCCAUCCAGGUGGCAAAGUAUUUUAAGAAAUGUAGUUCCUAUGUCCAGCAAACCAGAAUCAGCCCAGAUAAAAGUGGAAUUUCUCAAAUCUCCAGGUUUUUAAUAGAUAGACACCUGAUUUGCAUCUUCAUUUAUUCACGGACCACUGUUGCUUGUACCUCUGGCUGACUAAAUUUGGGGACAGAUUCAGUCUUGCCUUACACAAAGGGGAUCAUAAAGUUAGAAUCUAUUUUCUAUGUACUAGUACUGUGUACUGUAUAGACAGUUUGUAAAUGUUAUUUCUGCAAACACCUUCUUAUAAUAAUAUAUAUAUAUAUCAGUUUGAUCACACUAUUUUAGAGUCUUAAUGCCAAGUCAGCAGAUUUGCUUUAUGAAUUACAGGGACUAGAAAUGCCCACAUUCAGGAAAUUUGUAAUAACAUCGUCUAGACACCUAUCCCCACUUUAGUAGAAAGUCUGUAUAUACUGUAAAUAUGCGUGAUUGCUUAACUUGAAAAAGUUUGAUUUCUAAAUGUUUUACCAUCCUUGUAAGUUUAUAAUUUUGACCAUAAAUUAUGGCAUAUAUAACCAAACCCCAAAGGUUGUUCUAAUCCAUGCAGUUCACACUGAUGGUGACAAACACAUUCAUAGUAACUAGUGUCUUACUGUCACUGCACUGGAGUAUACGAGCCGGAGUCCUGUAUGCACGUGCGUCUGUGUGGAAGAGUGUGCACGAGUGACUGGUUGUGAAUACUAAUGAGAAAACUAGAGACUGAAAUCUAGAAUUCUACCCACCUGGCUUUGUAUUUAAUUGUGCUGUACGUUGCUUUAAUGACCCAGUGAGCAGUCAGGGAAUGUGAGGAAGCUUGCUGCCAAAGGUAACUAGGAAAGCAUUCAUCUGCUGGCUCCUUGUUUUUGCUCCUAGAGAGUGAAAGUACAGGCUACUUUUAACUGUUAGUGUCUCACUGGAAUGUACAAUCUUUGUGUGCUUGAGUAUGUUUUAGUAAGAAACGUUUACACCGCUUGUAGAAUUAUUUCAUAGGAAAAUAAAUUUUUCUAAUUUCUCCCAUUUCCUUUUCUAACUUCGCCUAUUGUUCCUGUUUACCUCUCAUUCCAUCUCACCACCAACUGAAAAAGUUGCAUUGUCUUUCAAAACCCAGAAGUGCUUCUUACAACCAAAGUUUCUGCUCUUAAAUAAUCAGGGCAAAAUGAGAUGAGUUAAAGUGCAUAAAAUAUUAAACAUAUUUUCCUAUGUCAGACAUCUACUCUGAAGGGAAGCCUAGAAGAUACUAUCUCCAUGCCUCAAUUAUCCUGCUGUAUAAGAAGCUCACAAUGGUUAUCACACUAGGACGAAACCUUUUGUCUCUUACAUGUAUACAUGUACAUUUUGUCCAGUUAUUACUGGACAGAUAAAACAGUAUUAGAUGUGUAAGUAACUAGCUCUUGAAGUUUGUCCUUACAAAAUGCCUCUAUGAUUGCCUAACUUCUGAU